Messenger RNA from Monoraphidium neglectum, 1137 nucleotides. RefSeq names its product Putative S-adenosyl-L-methionine-dependent methyltransferase. Gene Ontology annotation, biological process: methylation. Gene Ontology annotation, molecular function: methyltransferase activity. Bases 1 to 1137 code for a protein of 378 amino acids. The transcript has 5 exons. NCBI's taxonomy places the organism in Eukaryota, Viridiplantae, Chlorophyta, Chlorophyceae, Sphaeropleales, Selenastraceae. The record is from RefSeq and is a predicted model, not a curated record.
AUGUUGAACCGCGUGCUCUCCGUGGCAGUGGCGCGGCGCGCCAGCUGCUCCGAGCCGUGCUCGUCCGCACCCAGUUCGCCGUCCACGGCUCUCUCGGACAGCAGCGCGCUGCCCGUUGAGUUCGACGCCAUUUGCAACGACGGCAGCCACAGGGAGUGGAGCAACCUCCACACCCGCAUUUACCGCCAAGUCACCUCGCCCGUCCUCAGCCCCAUCCUGCGGCUGGCCCUGGAGAAGGACAUGCCCACCAACUACACGAUGCUCCUCAUGCGCGCAGCCAACAAGGCGUUCGGCGUGCCCAACCACAACGACGACUGGGUGGCCCCCCUGUUCCUCAAGGCCCUCAUGCCAAAGGAGGCGAAGGAGAUCGAGGGCCGCCCCACCCUCUACGCCCACUUCCGCCGCGCACUGUUUGACCUCCCGGGGGUGGGCGUGCCGGGCAUGGUGGCGUUCCUUGAUGGCCGCACGCAGUGGUUUGACGAGCGCGUGCGCGUCGCGCUGGACGCCGGCGUUCGGCAGGUCGUCGUGCUGGCCGCCGGGUUCGAUUCCACCGCCUACCGCUUUGCCCGCCCCGGCGUCAAGUUUUUUGAGCUCGACCUGCCCCAUGCGUCGCAGCGCAAGCGGGAGCUCGUGGACGCGUGCCUGCCAGACAGGGGCGCGCACCUGAGGCCGGCGUACAUCGCCGCUGACCUGGCGGCGGUGCCGCUGGGGGAGGCGCUGGCGGGCAGCAGGUUCGACCCGGCGGCGCCGACGCUCUGGCUGGCGCAGGGGCUGACCUACUACCUGCCGCCCGCCGCGUUCGGCGGCAUGCUCGCCUCCAUCCGCGCCCUCUCCGCGCCCGGCUCGAGCCUCGCCUUCGACUUCAUACGCCUGGACGCGCUCUCGGGCCGCGCCUUCACCGGCGGCCUAGAGGUAAUGGCCCUGGGCGUGGCCGCCAGGGGGGAGCCCUUCCUGUCCGCCGUCGACGACAGCCCCGCGGCGGUCGCGGGGCUGGCAAAGAUGUUUGGCUUCCGCUGCCGGCAGAGGCUGGGCGCGCGGGGGCUGGCGCGGCGGUUCCUGCCCCACCUGACCGGGCACUCUUGGUGGCCCGAGGUGCAGCCGUGCUUCGCCUUUGCGGAGUUUGCGGUCGGCGCGUAA